AUAGGCGCGAAGCCGUAGCCGACCAACGAUCCACAUCCAAGUCGUAAAUAUGCGGCUGACGCGGCUGAAGGCAGCUCAGAAAAUGCUCAAAAUGUCAGGAUCCGCUGCAGGUACUACCACCGCAGCUGGUUCGCGAACCAAUGCAACCCCCAAUACUGCUUCUGCGACCAUUCCCGCAUCCGCCCCAUCCACCGGUCCCACUUCAACGGGUGCCUCCAGCUCCACUCCCACAUCGGCCAUUGUUUCUGGGAUCGCUUGCGCGGUUCCUCGAUCCCCCAGCACCGUUUCUGCAGCGGGUGCCUUGGUCACACUGAUGGCUGGCAUAGGACCUGCACCUGCACCUUCGGGCGCCGUUGCUGUCGUUCUUACAGCAGGAAACACAGGUACCGCGUCCACCGCAACCGCAACUCCAGUCUCUGCCGCCUCUAGCGCGGCGGGAACUGGCGCCGCACUUCACGCGCCCGGUGCCUCGGUUGCUCCUACUAGUACUGGCGGUACAUCAGCCCCCACCACCGCCGUUUCUGCAACUCCCACGUCGGUUACUGCGACAGCUACAACCGCUGCCGGGGGUACCGAAGCUGGUGCCACCUCAGCAACUACCGAUGCUCCGGCUGGCGGUACUGAAGCUACCGCCGCCGAUGCCGCUGGUGCCACGCCCGCCCCGACCAGGGCUCCGUCCCCGGUCAGAUACAUAACUAUCUUCAAAAAUGUCCUGUUCGGAAGACGCGCCCGACAGGUGGUGCUGAACGUUUACGCUCGGCUCCGCUUGGAGCACCCGAAGGCAUCGUACCGGGACAUCGUGAAGCAGACGACUUACCUGACGGGCAUACCUCACGCCACCAUCUUCCGGUGGAAGAAGAUCGACGAUCCGUACGGCUCUGGCAAGCCGCCGCCGGUGAAGCGAAAGCGCCGCAAAAAGGACCCUUCCGCCAACCCGGAGAAUGGCGUAAAGAAGGCUCCAAAGGCCAAACGUCAAAAGAAGGCGGCCGCGUCGGACCAGCCCGACGGGCAAGGGACCGCGAACCCCGGCGCUCCGAAGAAGGUCCAGCGCCGCAAGAAAGCGGCGGCUACGGGGCAACCGGGCGAGCCGGGGGCUCCGAACCCCGGUCCGAAGAAGGCCCCGCGCAAGAAGAUGGUCCGCCUGGACAACCAGACCAACCAGCCAGUCCCCGGACCGGGCGGUCAGCCCAUUCAGGCCAACAAGGUCCAGCGCAAGAAGCCCGUCCGCUGGGAGCAGCCACCGACCCACGUGGCCCCGCAGUCAUUUGAACCCGUGCACUACCAGCCGAGGCAGUUCGCGCGCCUGGAACAACAGAUCAGCCAGGCGACCGCGCAGUCCAUUGACCCGGUGCACUGCCAGCGCAGGCCGUUUGUCCGCAUGGAUCAUCAGCCCGACCCGGUGAACAGCGGACCGCCGCACGAUCCGGGGAGUUCGGGCGGCUACGAAUCGUGGUGGACAUAUCAUUGAAGAGCUUGGGAGGGAUUGCGGCGCAGAGAUCAAGACACACGCCUCGCAAAUGACAGGUCUUCAAUUUAACAUGCAAAACCAUUGGCUUCUCUUCUUUUUUUUUUUCCCUGGAGCUUGCGAGGAACGAGAGCCUCAGAGGUGCGAAGUUAAAAGCAUGGUGCCCGGAACGUAUCUUCGACUGGCGUUUAACGUCCUAUUCCGCCCUUACAUCGAAGGUGAUCCCAAAGUGGCAAACCGAGUUGACGCGUCGUGCUCCUGGAUGUUGCGAUCCCAGCAGUCAAUCAUAGAAAUGCCCGCGAAAAAGGCGAGCGAAUGCACGGGUUGUUGUUGCCGCCGCAUAACGUCUCGUGUCGGCUUUGGUGUUUGUCGACAGUCUUGCUUGCAACAGAACACUCACCUGCCACAUCCACCUCUGCCGACGUGCCACUGCUAGGAUCGCAGCGGGCAACAGCCUGACACUUUUAAAACACCAUCAGGCAGAAAUCAAAGGACCACUUUUGAGGACGCGCUCCUGGCACCAUAGUUAAGGGAAGCCGGAGGAAUGCUCUCCAAAGCCCCUCGACGAGAUCAAAAGUUGCAGUGUGCGUGAGGUGCUUGUCUUGUGCGGCCCCUGGGGAGUAUGCCGCUAAACUCCACUGUCGAGGUAGCCGCCAGCAGGACAAGAAUGGCAGGGAGGUCUUUCGGUUACACGCUGCCAAAGCACAGCAGAAAGCAAUGAGCGGUUGCUGGAAGCUGGGUGCUCGAAAAAGACACCUUGCCGUUCUAGCCUUGUCGGUAACUGUUGUGUUCCUCCUUGACCUCGCACGUGACGAGCGCUUCGUGCAUUCGCGCAACAUUGCUUUUCACUGCUUUUACAUGUACAGGUGCAUAAACACGAAUCUGUAGUGUUGGUGGACACCCUUCUAAGCAGUGGCGUAAGCAGAGGGGAGUAUUUCGGGGUCAAUAUCCCCCCCAAGAUGAUCCAUACUCCCUCCACCCGAACUUUUCAUAGCCGAUCCCCCUUGACGAAACAGAAUUCUGGCUACGCCACUGCUUACAAGCGUAUCUAGAGAUGUCCUGUGUAGUCUUCUCUUUGACUCCAUUGAGGAGACUGGAUGUAGGCGUUCUUAAUACUGCAUGCAUAUUUUUCUCGAACACUUGUGAAUGCUUGCUGGGCAGAAAGUUUGAUGAGAUUGAGCUACGCAGCGGCCCGAUUUUGGGGCGUCGCUGGAAUGCUUGCCCCAUAGGACGACUGUUCGUUCUAUGGCUUUGCCACUCGAGAGAUUCCAAUAGUUUUUUUUAGGUGUGAAGUUAGCGAGAUCUGAUUUUUACUCAUUGUGUCAAGUUGAAUGGAUGUGAGCAACAAUUUUACUGUCAAACCAGAUUAAUUUUUUUCCAUAUAUGUUGUUUCAUUUUUGUCUAGUGUUGGAUCCUCAUGUAUCAUUAAAAAAAAAGAAAAAGAAUGCAA
Molecule: messenger RNA, 2915 nt
Organism: Ixodes scapularis (black-legged tick)
Lineage: Eukaryota; Metazoa; Arthropoda; Arachnida; Ixodida; Ixodidae
Product: mucin-5AC
Source: RefSeq, a predicted model, not a curated record